AUGAAUGACACAAGACACCAGUCGCUGUUCUUCGUCAGUCUGCCUGAGUUACAAAAACUCUGUGCCGUUAAAGUUACACUGAGUACUACACUGGCAGAAAAUGAGAUUAGGAAUACACAGAUGAAGAUUUGCAGGCAAUUGUUAUUUCUUCAUCAAGACAUCCUUUCCUCACCUGUCCCUGGAACACUGAAUCAAAUUUCAGUUGUAAUGGCGAUAUCUUUUUACAAAACUGGAAAAUGUCAGGCUUAUGUAGAGAAACAUGGAGCUACAAUUGAGGCUCCAGAGAGAGUUGGCCCAGCCAACCUUCAACCAUGUCUCUGUUACACACUUAUAACCCGACUUGCCCCCAGCUGGAAUAAGGCUGGUCAUCUGUUGGUACAAGGAAGCAAUUUUUUGUCUCAUAUGGGAAGGCAAAAUGCUGUUGUCAUGGACCUCAAUGUAUCAGAGACCCAACUUUGCAUCAGUGUAGAGGCUUGCACAAUUCGACUACCGCCACCCAAGCUGGAAGACUUUGACAUUUCAGCCAACAUCUUAGAAAUAUUUGACAACAAUAAAAAUACAGUCAUUCAGAGACACUCCAUUUUAAGUAACUGGUGCUAUGUCUUGCCAAGCAUGAAAAUGGGUCAGAUCAUAAGUAUUAGCCAUAUAAUUCCACCAGAGUCUCCUUUUCAUUCAUACAAAGACUUUCAGAUGCACUGGAAGAAUCUGUAUGGGUAUAUCCUUCCAGAGGAUCGUGGAGAGACAAAAAUAUAUUGCAGUGUUUACUUCAAACUGAUAGGGGAACGGCUCUUUACAUAUCCUUUAUAUAUAUUUUCUUUUGUGUACCCUUUAAGUUGCAUAAGAAGUCAACCAGUCCAAUAUUUUAAUAGAAUAGAUUUAGAAGGUGUAUUAAACUCUUUUCUUUCUGACCUAAAGUCUAAACUUCCUCAUCUAUGUGGAUUUCCAGUAAAAAUGACAAGUAAAGCAUUGUAUGCCACAAAAGAACUCAUCAAACAUCCCAUGCAUGUAAGAAGUAUUAUGUUUAUAUUAAUAUUUAUAUUGAUGGGCAUAGUGUUGUUCAUGAUAUGUGCUCUUUCCCAUGUGAAUUUUCAGAACACUGCAAGAUUGAAUCAGUAUGGCAACAGCUGUGUGUUACAGGAAGUAAAUGCCAAGCCUGCAAAUCUGACUGGCAAACCAAUAUGCAAGGUAUCUCUGACUCAAGCACCUCCAAGGAGAGAGACUUUGCCGCAGACUUCUUCAAAAGGCAGUUCAAGAAUUAGCCACAGGAUGGAGCUUUUGAUCAAUCAGCCAAAACAAUGUAUUUUCUCAAAUCUCAUUCCGUGUCCAGAGGAUUCUGUUGCUGAGGCCAUGAAGAAAACAGUGCAUAGUAGACAGCAGCAGCAGACUCCAGGAGCAUCAGGAGUACCAGGUCACUCAAAUGAAUCCUUAAGAAUGUCUAAGAAUUCAUCUGUGGAUUCUCAAAGGAACAAUGCCACUAGAAUUAUACCUAUUUUCAAAGGCAAGUUGUUGCAAAUGGAUAUAAAGGCCACAAGAGCCAAUGAAGGAAAGAAAAAAGUGAGUGUUUUACAGCAUUCUCCAAAAGUAGUUAGAGAUGUCACCAUGUCUAAAUUAACUGUAUGCAACCCCAGUGUAAAUCAGGUAUACAAACCUGUCCAAAUUGUGUCAUUCAAAAAUCUUACUAAUGGCACUGUUGCUCAGAGAAUGACUGGGAAAACAAGUGUAAAAAGUGGUAGACCUAUAUGUGACCAGAAAAAAGAAACUAGUAAGCAACUGACAAAUUCUGCUUUUUCUAAUAGCCCAUCCUUAGAUAGGAAUUCAAGUAGAGGCAAACCUGAGAAGAUAAAUUAUUCUUCAUUAUCUGCUAAUGACAAAUCAGUGCUUCAGAUAUCAAAUGCCAAUCUAGGUUUGAAAAAACCUGCACUACUCAGUUCUACUACAAAAAAGGGGGGAAAGUUAUCAAAUCAAAACACCACUAAAAUACUUGGGGCAAGUCACAGUUCAAAGAAGGUACAUAUACAGAUUUCUGAGUCAGACAAAGAAAUUGCGAACACGAGCAUAUCACAGCAUCAAACAAAGAGCCCAACUGAAGGAGCAGGGUUAAAUAUUCUCAGAUUGGUUUUAAACAGUACAGUGCACAGAGCCAAAAGAGAAGAAUAUCAACAAUCAUUAAUACCAUCAAAGGAGUAUAUCACCAAGACAACCAAUCACCAUUCACAAGUCAACUAUGAGCAGGUGUUGACAGUGAAUGAUCCCUUGCACUGUGAAGUAGUGACCUCAAAACAGAUUUACUCAAAGAUGGAGACCCAUUUGAAAACAACUUCAAAGAAAAGUUGUGGCAAAAGAAGGCAGCAGGAAGAAGGAGGAGGUUAUUCAAAGUCAAAGAAAUCCAGAACAAGUAAGCCUGCUAUCUAGAAUGUGGAUGUAAAGGAGCAUAGAAAGAAAAAUCAGGCACAGGACAGAACAGAUGUCAUUGUUGGCAUUUGUCUCAUCGUGUGGAGAGGAACUUUUCUGCCAGAACCAUAAGGAAGUUUGUUUGUUUGUUUGUUUGUUUGUUUCCAUGUUUCUUUUCCACCUCAUUUUUUUUCUUUUUUAAUGAUAAAGAGUCAUCAGCAUAGUUUCAAUUUAUCUAUGCCAGUUCCCAAAGGUAAUUGGGCACUUGAACAGAAUCUGACUUACACACAAAUUAAAAAAACUAGGGCCCAAGUAAGUCCACAGAACUGGAAGUGAAAUCACAUUUGUGACUGCUGAACAUUAGAAUGCAAAAGCACUUUUCAGAUACUGCAGAACAGUCAUCCCUACACAGUUCUGACUACAUUUCUGCAGUGAAACAAUUAAACAAGAUGGGCUGCAGAGCGGUUACAUUUCCUUUCUGCUAAAUUAUCAGUUAUUGUUAUAUCUGACUUAGUUGCUGGGAGAUCUUACCCCAUAAAUGUUCUUUGUCUCCAUUCACUUACAUUCCAACUGAUUGCCUUAGAGGUUAUUUUGAAUUGUUUUUAUAUUUUAAAAAGUGCAUGUUCUCAUUUUGUGCGUUCUAUUAUGUUACUCUAAAUCCAGAAAAAUAAAAGUUAUUGU
This is a messenger RNA of Gopherus flavomarginatus (Mexican gopher tortoise), 3072 nucleotides long. RefSeq names its product chromosome 2 C18orf63 homolog (gene C2H18orf63). The transcript is spliced from 14 exons. Lineage: Eukaryota; Metazoa; Chordata; Testudines; Testudinidae. Bases 1 to 2412 code for a protein of 803 amino acids. The record is from RefSeq and is a predicted model, not a curated record.